UUCCCAGUGGGUCCUGGGGUUGCGAGCAGCUGGUAUGGCUUCCGUGAGCCGGGCGCAGGAUGAAGCCGUUAGCGGUGCUCAGCUCAUCGCCGAGUCCCUCAAGGCUCAAAAUAUUGAAUACAUGUUUGGCAUUGUUGGUAUUCCAGUCACUGAAAUUGCAAUUGCAGCCCAAGCGGUUGGACUAAAAUAUGUAGGAAUGAGAAACGAACAAGCUGCCUGUUAUGCUGCAUCUGCUGUUGGAUAUUUGACUGGCAGACCAGGAGUAUGUCUUGUAGUGUCUGGGCCAGGUUUUUUACAUGCCGUUGGUGGGAUGGCAAACGCAACCGUGAACUGCUGGCCUUUGAUUGUUAUUGGAGGCUCUUCUGACAGAAAUCAGGAAACCAUGGGCGCUUUCCAAGAAUUCCCUCAGUUAUGUGCAUUUAUUCAGGUUGAAGCUGGUAGGCUGUACAACAAGCUGUCUGUCCGCCCAAGCAGCCUAGAAGCUAUUCCUGCUGUUAUUGAAAAGGCUGUAAGAACCAGCAUAUAUGGUCGUCCAGGUUCCUGCUAUAUUGACAUACCUGGAGAUUUUGUGAAUCUUCAGGUGAACAAGAGCUCUGUCAAGUACGUGGAAUGCUGCCUGCCACCUCCCAUCAGCACAGCUGAGAGCUCUGCUGUAUCCAGAGCAACAUCUAUCAUUGCUCUUUCCAAGCAGCCUCUGCUCAUCAUUGGAAAAGGUGCUGCUUAUUCACAUGCUGAAAGCAACAUCAGAAAGUUGGUGGACCUUUGUGGGCUGCCUUUUUUGCCUACACCAAUGGCAAAAGGAGUAGUUCCUGAUAACCAUCCAAAUUGUGUAGCUGCAGCAAGAUCAACGGCAUUGCAGCAUGCUGAUGUAAUCAUCUUGCUUGGUGCAAGGUUGAAUUGGAUUUUGCAUUUUGGUCUGCCACCAAGGUUUCAAAAACAUGUAAAGGUUAUUCAGAUUGAUAUUUGUUCAGAAGAGCUGGGAAAUAAUGUGAGACCAGCUGCAACUUUAUUAGGUGACAUAAAUGCCGUGACUGGACAGCUGUUGGAAGAAUUCACCAAAAGAUCAUUGAAAUAUCCUUCUAAUUCAGAGUGGUGGAAGAGACUACGAGAGAAAAUGUUGAGCAAUGAGGAAAGAUCAAAGGGAUUAGCAUUACAGAAAUCUCUGCCUAUGAAUUAUUACACAGUCUUCCACCACAUCAGAGAACUGAUACCCAAAGACUGCAUCUUAGUAAGUGAGGGAGCAAACACCAUGGACAUUGGACGAACUAUGCUUCCAAAUUACCAUCCCCGUCAAAGGCUUGAUGCAGGUACUUUUGGAACAAUGGGAGUUGGACUGGGUUUUGCUAUAGCAGCUGCAAUGGUAGCUAAAGACCGAACACCUGAAAAACGAGUCAUCUGCAUAGAAGGAGAUAGUGCUUUUGGAUUUUCUGGGAUGGAGGUGGAGACUAUUUGCAGGUACAACUUGCCAAUCCUGAUUAUCAUCAUAAACAACAAUGGGAUUUACACUGGUUUGGGUGCAGAUGCCUGGAAGGAGAUGUUAAAGUUUGGAGAUCCUGCUACAUGUGUGCCUCCUGUGUCUCUCCUGCCAAAUUCACACUAUGAGGAAAUUAUGUCUGCCUUUGGAGGUAAAGGAUACUUUGUUAAAACGCCAGAAGAAUUGCAGAAUGCUCUGAAAGCCAGCCUGUCUGACAAGCAAACACCUUCUCUUAUAAAUGUAAUGAUUGAUCCACAGUCUGACAGAAAGAAACAGGAGUUUCCCUGGCUGACUCGUUCUAACCUGUAGCAGAAGAUGAUGGUGGUGCAAGGCAGUGUGUGAAGCAAAGCUAAAUCAGUUUCCAGAAGCAGAACUGGUACAGCUCCAUUUUACAUAAGCAUUGGAACAAAAUGGGAUUCUGGAACUGCUAUUAGAGCACUCUUUAAAUGAUAAAAAGAAAUAAUUGUAAAAUGAAAGACACGAAUGAAUCUAUACCGGGCUUUCUAGCAGAUUGUACAGGAACACUGAUGAUACAAUCUUACACUACUCAAUGUAGAACUAAA
Molecule: messenger RNA, 2037 nt
Organism: Neopsephotus bourkii (Bourke's parrot)
Lineage: Eukaryota; Metazoa; Chordata; Aves; Psittaciformes; Psittacidae
Gene: HACL1
Product: 2-hydroxyacyl-CoA lyase 1
Exons: 17
Coding region: 35-1783 (582 amino acids)
Biological process (GO): fatty acid alpha-oxidation
Cellular component (GO): peroxisome
Molecular function (GO): magnesium ion binding; thiamine pyrophosphate binding; catalytic activity
Source: RefSeq, a predicted model, not a curated record